This is a messenger RNA of Siniperca chuatsi (mandarin fish), 1740 nucleotides long. RefSeq names its product motile sperm domain-containing protein 1-like. NCBI's taxonomy places the organism in Eukaryota, Metazoa, Chordata, Actinopteri, Centrarchiformes, Sinipercidae. Gene Ontology annotation, cellular component: cytoplasm. The transcript is spliced from 6 exons. The coding region runs from base 726 to 1499 and encodes 257 amino acids. The record is from RefSeq and is a predicted model, not a curated record.
AAUGCCGCGCGUUUCCCUUCCGUUCCACUCAUUGGCUGAUCGCUGCGGAGAGGGCGGGGCCUGUGAAGUGCAACAGCUUGCUGCGGAAGUGGAGUCAGCCGGCGGUGAGUAGCGACACCAAACUGCGAUUUCUACUGAAUAAACUGCAGUCGGACCUUUUUACUGACAGUUUUCAAACCUCUGGGCAUUUACAGCAGCUGCUGAUGUUUUCUGCUUCGUCAUGUUUCCGUUAUUUCACCGGGUUUUUUACGGGUCGGUGUGACGGAGCAGCUAGCGUUAGCUAGCCUCACCGAGCUAAAUAACGAGACAACUUAUUCCACUAUUUUCUUGGGUUUUAGUAGGUUUUUAUAUUUUUAUAAAGUGUAUUAUACUGCAUACAAAUACUGUUAAAUCUAAAGCAGGACGUUAGAACAAGUACAGGUGUGUAAGGAGGAGAGAAAAACACACCGGAAGUCGUUUUCUUAAUCAAAUGACUUCAAAAUAGUCGCCGAUUAAUAUUCUGUCGAUCAACUAAUCGAUUCAUCCACUAUUAAAACUUGUUCCAGGUGUAACAUUUGUCCAAAAACAGGAAUUAAUUUCAGUUUGAAGCUUUUGCAGCCAGAUAUUUGCUCCUCAGCAUUCAGAUAAUGAAAGCAGCAGGUGGCGAUGCUGUGACAUCACACCGCCAACGUGUCCAAUGACAGCGCUCGCAUCAUGGCUGUGCGCGGGGCACCACACAGCGACCAAUGAGAAGGAAGGACAGCCAUGACGGACGGGGACAGGGCGGGACGGCGGAGCAGGGGGGGAGGAGAGGGGACAGGGGGCGGGCAGCGGUGAGACAGGCGGGCGGUGAGACGGGCGGUGAGACGGGCGGUGUGUCCCCGCUGCCUGUCUUCCUGUUCCCCUCCGAGCUGCUGUUUCACUCCGAGCAGAGAAGCUCCCACAGGAGAGUUCUGACGCUGUACAACCCCUACAGCUUCAGCCUCAGCUUCAAGAUGUUGUGUACAGCUCCCUCUCUCUACAGAGUGGUGGAGGCAGAGGGGAGCGUCCGCGCUAAAUCCUGCGUUGACCUGGUGGUGCGUCACCUGGACGUGUCCCCUCGUAACCAGGGCCGCAGAGACCGGUUCCGUCUGGAGGUGAGAGGAGGAGGCCAGGUGGGAGGACGGGAGAUCUGGGCCGAGCUGAGAGGAGGAGAGGAGGGAGGAGGAGGAGGAGGAGGAGGAGGGGGGGAGGAGAGGAGGACGGGAGGCCAGCAGAGGGCGCUGUCUCCUCACACUCCUCUGUCUCCCCUGCUGGUGCCCACACACACACACCUGCAGCUGCCUACCUGCACAGCUGUGCGCGGUGUGUCCCAGUGGGUGGUGUGUGUGGUGGUGGCGGUGCUGUGUGUCGCAGUGUUGAUGCUCCCCCUCCACACUGAGAGCGGCUCUGUUGUUCCACGCUGCCUGCACGUCUCCACCAGUCAGAAGCUGGUCUGCGCCUACACACUGGGUCUUCUCACCAUGGUGUUUCUACGGUGACCAGCGACGUCACGCCAUCGCCUCCUCUGUUUGAGUGACGGCUGUUUUUACAGCGCCAUGGCAACCACGGCCCCUCGUGACCUUUGACCUCCGUGCUGUCCGUCAGACACACAGACUGUCUCCCUGAACUCCGCGCUCGGCUGCACGUGAGAUCGGACUGUUUAAAACUUUUAGCCGUUGAGGCUCCGAAUGAAACGAGAAGGAAGCCGCCGCCGCGUCUGAAUAAAAGAUUCCUGCUCAA